Messenger RNA from Trichoplax adhaerens, 765 nucleotides. RefSeq lists its product as uncharacterized. Gene Ontology annotation, molecular function: G protein-coupled receptor activity; peptide binding. Gene Ontology annotation, biological process: G protein-coupled receptor signaling pathway. The record is from RefSeq and is a predicted model, not a curated record. NCBI's taxonomy places the organism in Eukaryota, Metazoa, Placozoa, Uniplacotomia, Trichoplacea, Trichoplacidae. The transcript has a single exon. Bases 1 to 765 code for a protein of 254 amino acids. Gene Ontology annotation, cellular component: neuron projection; membrane.
AUGAUGAGUAUCUUUCUAAAUAAGCCAACAUCGCCGUAUAACUCGACUUCCUACUUUUGUAAAGUUUUAUAUUGCCUUGCAACCUAUACCGACUUGGUCAAACUAGUUACCAUAGCCGUUUUGUGUUACUGCGCUGUCCAUAAUCGCCGUUACGACAAAGAACAUUUGGGAGAUCGUUUCCAAACUAUUUCCAUUAUUAUUCUUGUCAUCUUGUGGAUUUAUCCUAUUUUAACCGUUAUUCUACCUAUUAGUGCUAAUUGGGGCACCGUAGUUUAUUCUCAGACAUCAGGACUAUGCGUUUUAUCUGUUUCAUCAGAUCAUCCCGUACAAUUAAUUACUUUCCUGUUAUAUGCUUCAAUUUUUGGAAUUGGAAUACCAAUGAGUAUCACUCUCGUCUAUUCCGUAAAAAUGUUAUUCUUUAUAAGAAAAAAACCAACAAAAAGGAUUACCUUUGGGCACAGUCUUGAAGAUAAUAAAUUUCAUCGAGCAGAUACUCAAUUAGGCAAAGUUACUUUGCGUGUUGCUGUAAUGGAUUUUGGCUUAAAUGUACCUUGGGCAAUUGUUCAAAGUGUGCGAGUUUUCGGUGUUGACAUUCGCGUAACUAUUCUAUAUUACUUGCUAAUUUUUAUUAGUUGUCUAGGUAGCGUAUUUAACCCGUUCUUAUUUUAUCGUAAAGAAACUCGAGAUAAGAGACAAUCAAGAUGUAGUAGUCCAGAAAGAUCUAAAAUUCUUUAUACCGCUACAAAUCGUACGAGAAUCAAUUAA